Messenger RNA from Sorex fumeus (smoky shrew), 6343 nucleotides. It is a transcript of the gene PPP1R9A, whose product is annotated as protein phosphatase 1 regulatory subunit 9A. Lineage: Eukaryota; Metazoa; Chordata; Mammalia; Eulipotyphla; Soricidae. Gene Ontology annotation, cellular component: dendrite; actin cytoskeleton; postsynaptic density. The record is from RefSeq and is a predicted model, not a curated record. Gene Ontology annotation, molecular function: actin filament binding. Gene Ontology annotation, biological process: calcium-mediated signaling; actin filament organization; neuron projection development. Bases 435 to 4454 code for a protein of 1339 amino acids. The transcript is spliced from 21 exons.
AAUGUGGCCGGGGAGCUGGGCUCUUCCCGUGCCACUCUGGGAUCCGCCUGGCAGCCGCCGGGAGCCGCAGCCAAUGUGUUAGGACUUCAGGUGCUCCCGGGCACAAAGCUAGACUGCGACCUCCUACCAUAGCGCUUGGCGUCACCUGCUCUCCCGGCCCUGCCCCGGGGCCGAGGGAUGGCGUCCCGAAGCAGGCUGGGGACUCGGCUGCCUCUCAAAUGAACCUCUAGUCUUGCUUUGAAAAAGCCACUUUGUGUAAUUCUUGACUGAAUAAUUUCCUAAUACACCUGUUGGUCGGAUCACUGACACAGUAUGCCAUUUGAGAGGUACUUUUUCUUGCCCAAAUACUGGUGAUUAGAGAAGAGAAGUGUUUUAUUUUUGUUUAUUUUUUCCUCUGAUCAUUAUGAACAUUGGCUUUUACUCCUGAAGUAAAAAUGUUGAAAGCAGAGCCUUCAGGUGAAAGAACCACUCUCAGAAGUGCCUCUCCUCACAGGAAUGCAUAUAGAACUGAGUUCCAGGCACUGAAAAGUACCUUUGACAAACCCAAGUCAGAUGGAGAACAAAAAUCAAAAGAAGGUGAGGGCUCCCAGCAGAGCAGGGGGAGGAAAUAUGGCUCCAAUGUCAACAGAAUUAAAAAUCUGUUUAUGCAGAUGGGUAUGGAACCCACUGAGAAUGCUGCAGUCAUUGCCAAAACAAGGGGGAAAGGUAGACCUUCAUCCCCUCAGAGAAGAAUGAAACCCAAAGAAUUUCUUGAGAAAACAGAUGGCUCAGUUGUUAAAUUGGAGUCCUCUGUUUCAGAACGAAUUAGUAGAUUUGACACAAUGUGUGAUGGUCCCUCAUACUCUAAAUUCACGGAAACUCGGAAGAUGUUUGAGAGGAGUGUGCAUGAGUCAGGACGAAACAACCGCUAUUCCCCAAAGACAGAGAAAGCUGGAGGGGGUGAGCCUCAGGAUGAGUGGGGUGGUACCAAGUCCAACAGAGGCAGUACUGAUUCCCUGGACAGUCUUAGCUCUAGGACAGAGGCUGUCUCCCCUACAGUGAGUCAACUGAGUGCAGUAUUUGAGAAUACCGAAUCCCCCAGUGCCAUUGCUCCUGAGAAGUCUGAAAAUGAAUACUCAGUGACUGGGCAUUAUCCACUAAAUUUACCAUCUGUUACUGUGACAAAUCUUGACACCUUUGGUCACCUUAAGGAUUCCAACUCUUGGUCUCCAACAAGCAAAUGCGGUGAUGAUACAGAGGAUGUUCAGAAGAGUAACGCAACUCCAGUACCGGAAGUAGCUUCAAAAAGUACCUCUCUAGAUUCGAUGCCUGGUGAAGAGACACAGCUGAACAAGGAAGCUGAGGACUCUACAUCUAAUCAAGAGACUCCGGACAGCAUCGACAAAGGCAUUUUUGAAGAAUCUUGUGCUGAAAAUAAGGCAAUGCCGGAGUUUAAAAUUCCUUCACCACAAAAUGAACCAUUAGAAGAUGCUGAAGCUAAUUUGGUUGGGAGUGAGACAGGAGUACAACCAAAGAAAGAGCUUGCAGGUGGUAAUUUUACCUCUGCUGAUAUAUCUGGAUCCAGUUUUGGGAAAGAAGUACCUGAAGAUUCAAAUAAUUUUGAGAGCUCCCAUGUUUACAUGCACAGUGACUAUAAUGUGUAUAGAGUAAGAUCUAGGUAUAAUUCAGACUGGGGAGAGACAGGUACUGAACAGGAUGAGCAGGAGGAUAGUGAUGAGAACAAUUACUAUCAACCUGAUAUGGAAUAUUCAGAAAUUGUCGGAUUGCCAGAAGAAGAUGACAUCCCAGAAAACAGAAAAAUAAAAUUUAGUUGUGCACCAAUUAAGGUUUUUAACACAUACUCCAAUGAAGACUAUGACAGGAGAAAUGAUGAAGUUGACCCUGUGGCUGCUUCAGCUGAGUAUGAACUUGAAAAGCGUGUAGAAAAGCUGGAACUCUUCCCAGUGGACUUAGAGAAAGAUGAGGAUGGACUUGGUAUAAGUAUUAUUGGUAUGGGAGUUGGAGCAGAUGCUGGACUUGAAAAGCUGGGAAUAUUUGUCAAGACAGUAACAGAAGGAGGUGCUGCUCAGCGAGAUGGCAGAAUACAAGUGAACGACCAAAUUGUGGAAGUGGAUGGAAUCAGCUUGGUGGGUGUGACACAGAAUUUUGCUGCAACUGUUCUCAGAAACACCAAGGGCAAUGUCAGAUUUGUUAUUGGGCGAGAAAAACCAGGACAAGUAAGUGAGGUUGCCCAAUUGAUAAGCCAGACACUGGAACAGGAAAGACGCCAGAGAGAACUACUUGAGCAGCACUAUGCUCAGUAUGAUGCUGAUGAUGACGAGACCACAGUGCCUGAAUUGCAAGGAGUGCCUGGCAACUGCAAUAAUAAUAACAACUAUUUCCUUAAGACAGGAGAAUAUGCCACAGAUGAAGAGGAGGAUGAGGUAGGCCCUGUUCUUCCUGGCAGUGACAUAGCUAUUGAAGUCUUCGAGCUGCCUGAGAAUGAGGAUAUGUUUUCUCCAUCAGACCUGGACACAAACAAGCUCAGUCACAAAUUCAAAGAGUUGCAAAUCAAACAUGCAGUUACAGAAGCAGAGAUUCAAAAAUUGAAGACCAAGCUGCAAGCAGCAGAAAAUGAAAAAGUGCGGUGGGAAUUAGAGAAAACACAACUUCAACAGAACAUAGAAGAGAAUAAAGAAAGAAUGUUGAAAUUAGAGAGCUACUGGAUUGAGGCUCAAACAUUAUGUCAUACAGUGAAUGAACACCUCAAAGAUACCCAAAGCCAAUAUCAAGCCUUGGAAAAGAAAUACAAUAAGGCAAAGAAACUGAUCAAGGAUUUCCAACAAAAAGAACUUGAUUUCAUCAAAAGACAGGAAGCAGAAAGAAAGAAAAUAGAAGAUUUGGAAAAAGCUCAUGUUGUAGAAGUUCAAGGCCUGCAAGUGCGGAUUAGAGAUUUGGAAGCUGAGGUCUUCAGGCUAUUGAAACAAAAUGGGACUCAAGUUAACAAUAACAACAACAUCUUUGAGAGAAGAACAUCCCUUGGUGACGUCUCUAAAGGAGAUACCAUGGAGAAUUUGGACGUCAAACAAACAUCUUGUCAAGAUGGCCUAAGUCAAGAUUUGAAUGAAGCAGUCCCAGAGACCGAGCGCCUAGAUUCAAAGGCAUUGAAAACAAGAGCCCAGCUCUCUGUUAAGAACAGACGCCAGAGGCCUUCUCGGACAAGACUCUAUGAUAGUGUCAGUUCAACAGAUGGAGAAGACAGUCUGGAACGAAAGCCUCCAAACAGUCUUUAUAACCACAUGCAUGUUACCAAAUCACUUCUGCCCAAGGGUUUGAGAACUUCUCCAGAAUCAGAUUCUGGUGAUCCAUCCCUCACUCCAGUGGCUAGCAGUCUGCCUUUAUCAUCUGAUCACAUGGGUGAAUUUCCAGAAGAUUCACUGCACUCGGAAAGGGAGCCAUCCUCCUCUACCUGGGGAGACACUUCGCUCUCUUCUCCUUCAAAAUCUGAUCAAGACAUGGAAGACUUUCCUUGCCACCAUGAAGCAACCAACAAGAAGAUAUUGCCAGAAAAAGGUGGUGCUAAAGGUCCCAGGUCAUUAACAGCAUCCAGUCCAUUGGUAGUUCAAGGUGGAAAAAUUAAGAAGAAGUUUGUGGAUCUGGGGGCACCUUUGCGAAGGAAUUCCAACAAAGGAAAGAAAUGGAAAGAAAAAGAAGUCAAUAGGUUUUCUCCAGGUAGCAGGAUUUUCCGAGGCAGGCUGGAGCACUGGAAACCGAAGCCCUCUUCCCCAACCCCGGCCUCCACUCGCUCACCUUGCAUGCCUUUCUCCUGGUUUAAUGAAAGCCGAAAAGGAUCCUAUUCUUUAAAGAAUCUGCCUUCACCCACGAGUCCCCUUCAGCCUUCUCCUGAGACUCUAAUUUCAGAUAAAAAGGGGUCCAAGAAUUUUACCUUCAAUGAUGACUUCAGUCCCAGCAGCACCAGCUCGGCAGAUCUGAGUGGCCUCGGAGCAGAACCCAAAACUCCAGGGCUCUCUCAGUCCUUAGCACUGUCAUCAGAUGAGAGCCUGGAUAUGAUAGAUGAUGAGAUCCUUGAUGACGGACAGUCUCCCAAACACAGUCAGUGUCAGCAUCGGGCCGUGCAUGAAUGGAGUGUGCAGCAGGUUUCUCACUGGCUAAUGAGCCUAAAUCUGGAGCAGUAUGUGUCUGAAUUCAGUGCCAAAAACAUCACUGGAGAGCAACUCCUGCAGUUGGAUGGAAAUAAACUUAAGUCUCUUGGAAUGACGUCAUCCCAGGAUCGAGCCCUGGUCAAAAAGAAGCUGAAGGAAAUGAAGGUGUCUCUGGAGAAGGCUCGGAAGGCUCAAGAGAAAAUAGAAAAACAAAGGGAAAAGCUGAGGAAGAGGGAACAAGAGCAAAUGCAGAGGAAGUCCAAAAAGACUGAAAAGAUGAUGGCAGCAAGUGAGGGUGCUGGUGAGCAGUAACACACGUUCUAUGUGGGGGGAGGGGAGCGGAAGGUUCAUGCUUCUCCAGCUUCUCCUGUCCUACCUUCCUCCAGUGAAUGAAGAAACUGAUUGAUGGUGGGGUAUUGCUGCUGUAGGCAGACUGGGGAACUGUGUGUGGAGUAACUGCAUUUUCUGCAAUAAUAGAAUAUACUCUUCAUUUUAACCAACUAAAAUAAUCCCAAACUUCUUUUGGCUUAUUUACAAAUCCAUGGAUCUUGUGUCUGAGAAAUGCAAGUGACUGUAUUUCUUUCCCUUCUUACUUACCAACAUCGUGUGUUGUUUUGGGUGGAUUGUGUCACUUGGAGGACCAGGGCAACUCUGUCCAGCCCUGACACUCACACCCACACCCCCAUUGUGUUAAUGAAGCACCAAGAACUGUCAGUAUGGGAUCCUGAAAUGGGACAACUGCACAUGUCUGCAUGGCUGAGGCUUCAGAAUCUACUCCAGUGUGCAGGAGAGGUACCCUUCUAUGCCAUGUUGGCAGCAUGUGCUCUGCCAAAUACCUAUUGUGACAAAAGGCAAACAAAAUAUUGUUUGCUGGGUGUUGGCAAGAGAGAAGAGAAUUAAUCUUGUGUUAACUACAGAAGAGAGCAAAAUACUUAAGAAUGUGGUCAUAUUUAUUACCAUGAGGUCUUAAUGGUUAAUAAUAUUUAUCCUCCAGAUUUAGCUGAACAAAGGAGAAAAAUCAGAUAUGAUUACAUCAUGGGAUGUUGGGUUCACUUAUUCAGUUUUCUACUGCUGUAUAUUUGGUAAUUUCAGCAGCAUUCAUACACACCACAGAGAUUCUCUUCCACCCUACCCACCCCCACUAACAAAUUGAACAGGAAAUUGAUUUUUAAGGAAACCAACAUUUUCAGGUUUCCUCUCUGGGGGAACAUUCUGGCGGGUCUUCAGCCUCUCUAUGACACAAUCAGGAACUCGUCCCAUAUUUUCUGCUCAAGAUUUCCCAAGCGUGCUCAGUGUUUUAACAAAUGUACUUUUAAGAAAAAUAGAAAUGCCAGUUAAAGAGAAUUCGAAUUUGAGUAAUGUGCAACCAGAGAAACAAUUUUAUUGAGUACACGGAAUGUUCUGUAAAGAGGAACUGUCAGUUGUAUAUUAGAGAUAUUUUGAAUGGUUUUUCCUGAAUCAUUCUCUUCCAUGCAUUAAAGGGUUCCACUUUGACAGUUCAAGUUUGUUUUAAGAUAGUACCUAGGAUAUAGCCUAGCAGAUGAGUCAUUUAUAUAUUUGAAAGCCAGCAUUAAGGAUUUCAGUAUUUCGUUGAACUAAUUCAAGUUGGAGGAGAAAAUAAACUCAUCUUGAGAAAUUUCAAAUGAUAGGCAAAAAUAGAUGUAAUAGUUACAGAGAUUUUGGAUUUGCAUAAAUUAAACCAGAGAAGCAAGUUUUAGUGUUUAUUUUGUAGUUUAAUGUUCUUUUGCUUUUUGUAAUUCAUGUAUCUGGUUUUCUUUCCUGCAUUGGUUAUAAAAAUGAGGUCAUCCACUUUCCAAGGGACGAGUUUCAAGUGAAGAUUUCAGGCCAAAUAAAGUCUUGGACAAUAUUUUCUUCCUCUGCUAUGUGAGGAUCUCUGUUUGGUUCUGUUCACAUUUUACUGGAAAUGUUAUGUGCACAGAAUUUGGGGGAAAUGUUCUGAAAGGUUACAAGUAAUAGAUUAUGUAAACGAGUUCCUGCCAAUUUAACUCCAUCUCAUAUUUUGAGCAUUGUGAUUUUUUUAAGAAAGGGGGAUCUGAAUGUAGAAUUAUCUAAACUAGAAAUUUAUAAUAAUUUUGUUUCUCUCUAGAAUCUAUUUAUUGUUUACUACAGGAGUAUUGUCUGCUUUCUUUCAGCCUAUUCACUAAGCCCUCAGAAACACAUAAAGUAACAUCAUGUCACUA